AUGAAUCUGAUUACACGGGCUUUCAGACCUGGAAUCUAGGGGUAUUAGGAGAUUUUAUCCAUCCAUAAAAGGCCCCCGAAAGGGACGGACGGGACUGACAGGACUGCGAUUGCAGGAGCAACGAGUCUUUCCUCCCUUUCUCCCUCGUCCUGCUUUACUUGGUAGCCCUUUCUCGCGCGCGGCAUGACACUACCAGGCUGCACUACGUCAAGGACGCCGAACCCAAGGCGACAGCCCUGAAGAGCAGCACUUGGGCCUGCAUCCACUUUGUCAACAUGGCCAUGCCUAGGGGCAGAGCCGCCUUUAAGAAGAAGGAUGGUAUCAUCACCAUCUCGGACGACCAGGUCUCAGUCACCUGGACCCCUUUGCCUGGCACCGGCCAGCCUACCGUCGCUCUGGCCGUUGCGAGCAUCACGAACCUGCAACAAACUCCAGACACCAACCCCAAGGUGAUGCUAAAGAUCUUUGAGCGGCCAUCCACCGAAGGCGGUGACCCAACCACCUAUCUCUUCCAUUUUAACUCUCCAGAGACCGCCCGCACCGAGGCCAAUGCAGUCAAGGACCUGCUCUCGAGGCUGCUCGCCGACUCACGGGCAGGUGACCCCUCGGUACCCCGGCCGGCUGAUGAGCCGACGGCUGCUACGAAUGGCUCGUCGAAUCCUGGUGCUGGUUCCAGGGCAGCAGCAGCCACCCGUCUCUUCGAUGACAACCAUCUCGUGAUGGACAUUGAGCUGCAGGGGUCUCUUCUUAGGCAGAACGCGGACCUGCAUCAGACAUAUAGGGAUGCUCUGGAGAACAAGCCUGACACCAUAGGGAGGGCCCAGUUCAAUAAGCAGUUCUGGUCAACCCGCACCAACCUCCUCCGCGCGCAUGCUAUUGAGAGUAACCAGCAGCGCGGUGCCUACAAUGUGCUCCCCACCAUGAAGACAAGGGCAACGCAAGAUGCUGAGACGGGCCAGGAGUCCUUCCAGCUGGCGAUAGACAAGACCCAGGUCUUGCAGAUCUUCAAUCAGCACCCGGUGGUGAAGAGGGCCUACGAUGAAACCGUCCCGAAGCCGCUCAAUGAGACCGAGUUCUGGUCGCGCUUCUUCCUGUCCAGGUUGUGCAAACAGCUCAAGGGAGAGCGGGUGGCAGAUACGGACAGGCGUGAUCCCAUCUUUGACAAGUACGACGCCGCUGAGGAUCAGGUCUCCUACGCCAGCAGAAUCGGCGCUCAGCAUGUUCCCCACAUCAUCGACGUCGAGGGGAACGAGGAGAACCAAGGAGGCGUCAAGAGCGGCAACCGCAAGGACGUAGAGAUGCGGCCGAGGAAGAACGUGCCCAUCAUACAAGUGCUGAACGCCACCAGUGAGAGGCUCAUGUCUAACGUUGCGCCUACAGACGGGGAUCCGGAGGCGGCACAGGGCACGGACGAUGCAACGUGGCGGGAGCUGACCCUUCGCGAUCUGGGAGGCAGUGCAGAAGAGAACAGGAUCAUGCUCAAUAUCAAGGAGCAGAGCCAGUUCUUUCAAGACCAGCACACAGCGUCUUCCGCACCGGAUCGGGCCUAUGAGAAACAGGUACCCUCAGAGGUUCUGAAGGGGAUCAAUUCUGACCUGGAGACUCUCCGCCUCGACAAGGGCGGGGGCGUUAACCUCCACUCCAGUCUCGGGAUUGACGAAGGCAGCGACGACGACGAAGAUACCCCCAAGAAAACACAACACGUCGGAUCGCGAGCGGCGAGGAAGGCGGCAGAGAGACAAAUCUUCGACGGGCUGGGGCAGAGCCGUGCAGAGCUGUAUGGCCACAGCUCCGACGAGAACACACCCAUGAGCGUCCCGAAGGAACUGGCCGAGAAGGCCAAACUUACCAAUGGCACCACGACGGAAUUCCUCAAGCACUUCUGGGAUGCCUUCCUCUCAGGCGACCCUGACAGGGCACAGGAGCUAGGCUAUCACGUAGAGUCACUCAAGAGAUCCGUGAUGCGCAUCCAGGCUAUAGGAGAUGAGGCAGAACGGGUUCGCAAGACGUUGAUAGAGGAGCAAAAGGCCAACAUUGUGGCCAUUCACAAGGCAACAGGGCAACGAGGCCAGCUCAGAGAAAUAGGCGGCGGCCGUGAGGCUGUCUUGACGCUGUUGGGCCCCUCUCUAGUGGCUUUAGAGAAAGCGCAGAGUCUAUACCGGGCCGCUUUAGAGAAGGAGGGUAUCACCAUGUCGACGGAAAAUGACUGAAUUGCAUCUUCUUGCAAGUGCUCGGCGAAGGCUUGGGGAGUUACAUGCCGGCAGGUUUCUCACGGCGACGCUGGGGAUAGAUUGAGGACAUGAAAAUGAUAAUGAAAUAGAUCCCAAAACAGGAGCAAUCAACCC
Messenger RNA from Cryphonectria parasitica EP155, 2345 nucleotides. RefSeq lists its product as uncharacterized. The transcript is spliced from 2 exons. Gene Ontology annotation, cellular component: transcription factor TFIIH holo complex; transcription factor TFIIH core complex. Bases 276 to 2210 code for a protein of 644 amino acids. NCBI's taxonomy places the organism in Eukaryota, Fungi, Ascomycota, Sordariomycetes, Diaporthales, Cryphonectriaceae. The record is from RefSeq and is a predicted model, not a curated record. Gene Ontology annotation, biological process: nucleotide-excision repair; transcription by RNA polymerase I; transcription by RNA polymerase II.